Molecule: messenger RNA, 1205 nt
Organism: Salvia hispanica
Lineage: Eukaryota; Viridiplantae; Streptophyta; Magnoliopsida; Lamiales; Lamiaceae
Product: non-canonical heme oxygenase HOZ, chloroplastic-like
Source: RefSeq, a predicted model, not a curated record
AUGACGAGUGUCGCUGCGUCUCUAUCGCAUCGUAUCCCUCGUCUCACUCCAUCCUUUCCUUCUUUUUCUUCACGCUUAGUUGGUGUGAAGAUUAACAACAACAAAAAUGGGGGCAAUUAUCCUUCACUCCUCCUCCCCUCAUUCAAAUCACAAACACGCAUGGCUUCCACCAAUCAGAGUGCUUCGACUGCCGCCGAUGUCAACAACCCCCAACUUAAUGUCUUCCAACUCAUCCAAGCUCACCAGGAAAAAGCAGCUAGGCUGCCUCCUAUAGAGGAAAUCAAGACAAUUCUCAGUUACAGUUUGCGCGGAGUCCUCUCUACUUUCUCUCUGAAGUAUGAGGGCUAUCCAUCAGGUUCGAUGGUGGACUUUGCUUGUGAUGCUUAUGGAUCUCCAAUAUUAGCAGUUAGUAGUUUGGCAGUUCAUACCAAGGACCUUUUAGCAAGUCCCCGGUGCUCAUUGCUUGUCUCAAAGGAUCCUGAAGAUAGGACAGACCUAGUUAUCGUAGUGCACGGUGAUGCCCUCCCUGUUGCUGAAAGUGAAACGGAAGCUAUUCGUAGUGCAUAUUUGGCUAGACAUCCCGAGGCUUUUUGGGUUGACUUUGGUGACUUCCAAUUUCUGCGGAUUGAACCUAAAGUUGUUAGAUAUGUGUCAGGAGUUGCAACAGCUUUAUUAGGAUCGGGAGAAUUCAGCAAGGAGGAAUUUAGAACAGCAAAAGUGGAUCCUGUGUACCAAUUCUCAAAGCCUAUAACGUCCCACAUGAAUAAAGAUCAUGCAGAUGAGACAAAGCUGAUAGUCCAGCACUCUACCUCUGUCCCGGUGGAGUUCGCAGACAUGUUGGACAUAGACAGUCUGGGUUUCAACGUGAAGGCUGGCUGUCAAGGCAACACUUUCAAGCUCCGAAUUCCUUUCACAAGGCGUGCUACAGACAGAAAGGAUGUGAAGACACUAAUAGUAGAAAUGCUUCAGGCUGCCAGAAGUCAGGCUCAGCCCCCCUCCUCUGCAGCUUGAUCGCUGCAUGGGGGGUCGGAUACAAGGUGGGAUACGCACAGAUGUAAUUUUGUCCUUCCAAACUUAUGUCUAAGUACAAAAAGUGUAAUUUUGCCCCACUUUUUUUUUAAAAAUCUUAGCUUUUCUUUUGACUCCAACUUCAUUAUAUUGUCAAUUCUUAAAUAAUUUACUCCAAUUUAACAAUUUUCAUGGUU